Fulvia fulva is the source of this 1932-nucleotide messenger RNA. Its product is annotated as Transmembrane 9 superfamily member 1. Gene Ontology annotation, biological process: vacuolar transport; protein localization to membrane. The transcript is spliced from 2 exons. Lineage: Eukaryota; Fungi; Ascomycota; Dothideomycetes; Mycosphaerellales; Mycosphaerellaceae. Gene Ontology annotation, cellular component: endosome; fungal-type vacuole membrane. The record is from RefSeq and is a predicted model, not a curated record. Bases 1 to 1932 code for a protein of 643 amino acids.
AUGCGGCUGCAACAGCUGCCUGCGUCAUUGGUGUUAGCAUUGCUAACAUCAAUGUCCCAGGCUUUCUACCUCCCUGGCAUAACUCCGACUACCUACAAACCUAACGACCUCGUUCCGCUCACCGUCAAUCACCUCACGCCCUCACAGUCGCAACGCGACACACAAGUGAGAUCCGCUUUCUCUUUCGACUACUACCACAGCAACUUCCAUUUCUGCAAACCUGAGGGAGACAUUCAGCAUGCCUCCGAAUCGCUCGGAAGCAUCCUCUUUGGAGACAGGAUACAGAGCUCGCCGUUUCAGCUUCAGAUGGCCAAGAAUGAGACGUGCAAGGCCGUAUGCAACGAGGUCGAGUUUGAACCUAGAGAUGCCAAAUUUGUCAACAGGAGGAUAUGGCAGAACUACAUUGUCAACUGGCUAGUCGAUGGCUUGCCCGCAGCACAGGCGUAUCUGGAUCCUACGAGUGGUACAGAGUAUUACCAGCCCGGUUUCUUGCUCGGAAAGGUCGAGAAUGAGCUGCCUCAGCUGCACAACCAUUACGAUAUCUACGUCGAUUACCACGAAGUUCGCAAGAGCCAGUACCGCGUGGUGGGCAUCUUGGUCGAGCCAAGAUCGCGCGCGAACUCAAAGAGAACUGGAAUAGGCAAAGACAUGACAGCAGAGUGUGGAGACGAUGGACCAGUGCUGACACUGUCGGAGAAAGAUCGAACAAAGGUUACAUGGACAUACAGCGUCUACUGGAGGCCGUCGGCAACUUCAUUCGCAACCAGAUGGGACAAAUACUUGCACGUCUUCGAUCCGAAGAUUCAUUGGUUCUCCUUGAUCAACAGCGCCGUGAUCGUCAUGUUCCUCAUUGGCAUGGUCAGCACUGUCUUGAUGAGGACUCUUAGGAAGGACAUCGCACGAUACAACCGCUUGGAUCAAAUCAACAUGGAUGAUUUGAACGGCAACAGUGUCGAAGAUGGCAUCCAGGAGGACAGUGGCUGGAAGCUGGUACAUGGAGAUGUUUUCCGACCACCAAAGCACUCCCUGGCUUUGGCUGUGCUCGUGGGCAACGGUGCGCAGCUAUUCAUCAUGGCUGGUUUCACCAUCGCGUUUGCAGUGGUUGGAUUCCUAUCACCAAGCAAUCGCGGUAGUCUCGCGACAGUGAUGAUUCUGCUCUACACUGUUUUUGGCUGCGUAGGUGGAUACGCCAGCUCACGCGUCUACAAGUCGUUCGGUGGCACAAAGUGGAAGCAGCUGUUCGUGUUCACACCAUCUGCUGUGCCAGCAAUCGUGUUCGCAACAUUCUUCCUGCUGAACUUGUUCGUUUGGGCAAGGCAGUCCUCCGGCGCAGUACCUUUCACAACAAUGCUGGUCAUCCUGGGUAUCUGGUUCAUCAUUUCGGUUCCAUCGUCGGUAGCAGGAUCAUGGUUCGGUUUCAGUCAGCCUAUGGCAGAUCCGCCUGUAAGGACAAACCAGAUCCCACGCCAGAUUCCUCCAUCACAAGGCUACCUCCGACUGGUGCCCAGCAUGCUCCUGGUUGGCGUGCUGCCUUUCGGCGCAAUCUUCGUUGAGUUAUACUUCAUCAUGAACUCGCUCUGGAGCAACAGGAUCUACUACAUGUUUGGUUUCCUCUUCCUCAGCUUCGGUCUGUUGGUGGUCACCUCCGCCGCUGUUACGAUCCUGAUGAUAUACUUCCUUCUCUGCGCGGAGAACUACCACUGGCAGUGGAGAGCGUUCGCUAGCAGCGGAGCAAGUGCUGGCUACGUCUUCGCAUACAGCUUACUUUAUUGGGCACGUAUGUUGAGCUUCAGCAGCCUUACUGGAGGACUGCUUUACAUGGGCUACUCAAUAUUGCUGAGCUUCCUGUGGUUCUUACUAAGCGGUUCGAUCGGUUUCUUCGCUUGUUGGAUCUUUGUGAACAGGAUCUACGCCUCCAUCAAGAUCGAUUAG